Linum trigynum is the source of this 480-nucleotide messenger RNA. The record is from the annotation of a GenBank genome assembly. NCBI's taxonomy places the organism in Eukaryota, Viridiplantae, Streptophyta, Magnoliopsida, Malpighiales, Linaceae.
AUGACGCAGACGCCACCGCCACAGCAGCAGCAGCAGGGGAUGCUGAUGAACACUCCUCCGGGAAACGUCACCACCGAGCAGAUUCAGAAGUACUUGGAUGAUAACAAGAAGUUGAUCAUGGCUAUCCUGGAGCAUCAGAGUGCCGGGAAGUUUGCUGAAUGUUCCUCUUUGCAAAACCAGCUACAACAGAACCUGAUGUACCUAGCUAAGAUUGCUGAUGCUCAGCCACCACCACCACAGCCGCAAGGGACGACACCGCCACCAAAUGCUCAGAUGGCGUCGGUGCAACAAGAGCAGCAGCAGCAACAACAACAACAACACUACAUGCAGGCAUCACAAGGUCAAAUUGAAUGGCCGCAGCAACAGCAACCAAUGUACCUUCAAGCUCCUCGGCAUCCUUUUCAGAUGAACGACCCAAAGCAGCAGCAACAGCAGCAGCAGCAGCAGCAACAACAGCUGCAGCGCACCUAUCAGGGAUAG